AUGCCCAUCUACAAAAACAAUGAGAAACAACAAGAUGGUUCUCAAACACAUGCAGCACCGGAGGUUCCUGAAGCUGCAAAUUUUCGAGAGAAAGAUUUAGAGAAUGUUGACUUAUUAGACAUUAUGUUUAAGGACAUUGCGGCCACAAGAGGUUUAGCAUGGGCCCCCACUUCAGGUGUGUUACCAGAUGAUCUUGAGACACCUAAGGAAGGGUUAGGUGAUACUUCUGCUGACUCAUCUUCUCCAAAUGAUGAUGAUGAUGUUCAUGAAGAUGAGACUCCUAACCACACACAACCACCUAACCCAACACAAAACAAAGGAAAGAAGCGAGUUUUACUAUCAUCCACACAGAGCAAAGGGAAGAAAGGAGGAACGGCAUUACAGUUGACACAACAGCUUUGUCGUAUCUGUGAUGUUGUGAAGUUAAGGAACUCAGCUUUUUCAAUGGAGCCAAGUAGUACUAUUCGUAAUGUCAUGGAACGCGUGUGCACCUUAGAUGGCAUUGAGAAGGGUUUCGAACUCUACCUCAUGGCAGCACGUAUUUUUCAGAAACGAGAGAAGAGAGAGAUGUUUGUCGUGAUGGAAGAACUAUAUUUACAACUUCAGUUUCUGCAAGAGGAGGCAAGAUUGUUAGGAGGGCACUACUUUGGCACUUAG
Molecule: messenger RNA, 657 nt
Organism: Quercus lobata
Lineage: Eukaryota; Viridiplantae; Streptophyta; Magnoliopsida; Fagales; Fagaceae
Exons: 2
Coding region: 1-657 (218 amino acids)
Source: RefSeq, a predicted model, not a curated record